AUGAAAAAGUUCCUUAAGGUCGCUGUACCUCGCUACAAACCGCCAAGCCGGGCAACUAUUGUGAGACUUAUUGAAGGGAAAUACGAGUCCUUACACUUAGUCGUUUGUGGUGCUUUAAAAAAUUUAAGUUCACUGGCCCUUACAACUGAUAUUGCCACAGUCAUGAACUCCACUCGGAGUUUUAUUGUGUUGACUGGACACUAUUUUGACGAAAAAGCGUGCAGCGUGAAAUCUCUGGUUUUUGGUUUAAAAGAGCUUACUCCUCAUCAUACUGCAAGAAACAUAUGCCUCGACCUAAAGGAAAUCUUUGAUCAUUGGAACAUUGAACCCCGCAUUGUUACAUCAGUAACAACUGACAAUGGUGCAAACAUUGUUGCCGCUGUUAAGGAUCUUUUUCCUUCAAGAUCAAAUAGCAUUCAUGUGUCCUGCUAUGCCCACAAUAUUAAUUUGGUGGUCUCCAAAGGAUUGGGCGCUGUUAAAGAGCUGGUAGCUAUAAUAGAAAAAGUGAAGCUUAUUGUGGCAUUCUUCAAGCAUAGCAAUGUAGCUCAAGAUCAGUUGAGGCAAGAGCAAGAAAAAGACGGUAGAAAAGAUGGUACAUUCUUGUAUUUAAUUCAGGAAGUCUCGACGCGUUGGAACUCCACUUUGCACUGUCUUCAAAAAUUUAAGGAAUUAUCAGGCUAUGUUGCAAAAAUUUUAGCAAAUUUUGUCUCAAAAAAGGCACCAUCUAUGAUUACUUCGUCUGAGCUUGCAAUCAUUGGCGAAUGUAUUGCACUUUUAUUGCCAUUAGAAAAUGCAACAAACGAUAUAUCAGGGGACAGUUAUGUUUCGGCUAGUUUGGUAAUACCAUUCACACAUUGCUUACAGCUGUCACUGACGAAAAUAUGUGCCACUUAUACAGAAACCAUACAACUGAAAGAUGUACUGCUACAGCAGGUAAAAUGUCGGCUACUGCCAUUAGAAAGCAAUAUACUGCUCGCCACUGCCACUGUUCUUGACCCUAGGUUUAAGAAAACCCAUUUUCAAUCGCCGAUAAAUUGUGCAAAUGCAAUUGAUUUUAUUAAAAAGGAAAUUGAACAGCGAACAGCUAAAGUUGGAAAUACUUCUCCAGUUCUUCAUAGCAGAUCUGACACCUCCGAACCUAAGGGCUAUAGCUUGUGGGAUGUCCACGAUGAAUUUUCGACUCAAAAUAACAUCGGUUUUAACGACGGUAACAGUUUCCCAAUGGAACUAAAAUUUUAUUUAAGUCAGCCAAUUUCACCUCGUUAUCAGGACUCUAUUAA
This is a messenger RNA of Rhagoletis pomonella (apple maggot), 1280 nucleotides long. Its product is annotated as zinc finger BED domain-containing protein 4-like. The record is from RefSeq and is a predicted model, not a curated record. The transcript is spliced from 3 exons. Lineage: Eukaryota; Metazoa; Arthropoda; Insecta; Diptera; Tephritidae. The annotation marks the transcript as partial.